Molecule: messenger RNA, 1119 nt
Organism: Prosopis cineraria
Lineage: Eukaryota; Viridiplantae; Streptophyta; Magnoliopsida; Fabales; Fabaceae
Product: gamma-glutamyl peptidase 5-like
Exons: 3
Coding region: 94-870 (258 amino acids)
Cellular component (GO): cytosol
Source: RefSeq, a predicted model, not a curated record
UUCUUUCUUUCUAUACUCUCCCUCUAACCAUUAUAUAUUUUCUUCCAUUGAAGCUUUUGUUUUCUAAAUCAGAUCCUGCUGAAUUGAGAAAAGAUGAAGAUGAAGGUUGGAGAUGAAAGGCGAUUCGGUCUUCUGCAGGCAGCUAAGGACUCGGAGUAUGUGAAGAAAGUGUAUGGAGGAUACCUGAACGUGUACAUGGAAGCUUUCGGAGAAGAAGGACAGAGAUGGGAUUUAUUCAAAGUGUAUGAAGGAGAAUUCCCAGACUUCACUCAGCUUCACAAGUACCAUGGCUUUGUAGUUACCGGAAGUGCCCAUGACGCUCAUUCAAAUGACCUCUGGGUCCUCAAACUCUGCCUCCUCCUUCAAACCCUCGACGCCAUGCACAAGAAUGUCCUCGGCAUCUGCUUCGGCCACCAGGUACUUUGCAGGGCUUUGGGAGGAAGGGUGGGAAGAGCAUACACGGGUUGGGAUAUAGGGAUAAGAAAAGUGAGUAUAGUUGACAGGGAUUUAGCAACUUUCAGAUACAUGGAGAUGAAGGAGGAGGAAGAGGAGGAAGAAGACCUGCCAGAUUGUCUGUCGAUAAUAGAGAUUCAUCAAGAUGAGGUGUACGAGAUUCCAGAGGGUGCACAAGUGAUUGCUUCGUCAGACAAAACUCGGGUUGAAAUGUUUGCCAUUGCAGACCACAUUCUUGGGAUUCAAGGUCAUCCUGAGUAUACAAAAGACAUUCUCCUUAAUCUCAUCGAGCGUCUCCUCAAUAAUGAUCUCAUAGAGAGAGGGUUUGCAGAGAGGGUGAAGUGUGGGUUGGAGUUAGCUGAACCAGAUAGGAAAAGCUGGGAAAAGAUAUGCAAGAACUUUCUUAACGGAAGAUAGAAGAUAAACAGAACUUUCUUCUUCUUCUUUCCAAAACGUGAGGAAGCAAACAAUGCUUGUCAUGGUGGCAGAAGAAUGUAGGAAUCAAAUUCCCAGACAAGCGGAUGAACCUUGGCAUAUUAACCUGGAUAAUGUUUUGGAUAGAAGUUUGUGGGAAUAAUCGGGCCCAAGUUGUGCAUUGAUGACCGUGACGACGGAUGACACUUCUAGUUUAUUGGUAUAAUUUCAUAUAAGGAUUGCAUACAUGAC